AUGGUUGAGAUGGAAAGCCUGAUGCGCACUGGCCCGGGCAGGAAUGUUUCUUGGGUGGCACGUGCUGCUGGAAAUGAUGAAAAUGACGGUGCCCCACCACCGCCAGAGGACGGUGGCGAGGGGUUCUCCGUGCCAGAGGAUUUCAAAUUCGAUUGGGAGAAGAAAGAGCAGGAGGACGAGUUUGCAAAGCUGGAGAGGCAGAGGGAGGCCAGGCGCCAGGCCCAAGCGAAGAUGCUCCAGGAUUUAGAGAAGGCAGAGAAGGAGGCCCUAGAGGAGGCCCGGCGGAAGGCCAUGGAAGAGGCAGAGUCUGCCGACAUUGAAAAGAUCAACCUUAAUCCAGAGCAAAUACGAGCCGAGGCGCAGAAGCGGCUCAGGGACAGCAUUGCGCAGACGCGGCAAAGCGUUCGAGAGCGGGUUGUGAGCCUCAGCCGGUGGUCGGAGAAUCUCAUACCGAACCUGAGAGUACUUGAAGAGAAGACGAGGGAGAGCUUUGAGCGGAGGGCCACCGAGGCAAUCAUAGUGGGGUUCCAGGAAGGGCGCCGGGCAGCUCAGGGGGCCGCUGAGGCAACACAGGAUACGGCAGAGCACUUUGGUUUGGAUAGGGAGAAGGUACAGGACUUGAAGGGGAUUGUGGAGGCCCUGGUGAAGGAGCUUCCGCAGAGGGCGAGCGACGCGUUUGACACCAUGGGGGACGAAGAGCAGCUGAACAGGGCCCUGAUUGACCUGCGGGAAAAGGCCAAGCAAGCAGCGCACCCGGUGAUAGAGGAGGCCCGCGAGACAGCAGCGGCUGUCCAAAAGGGGACGGUAGAGACAGUGACGGAUGUAAAGGACGAGGUGCACGAUUACGUGGAGGACCUGCGGCUGUGGCUGAAAGGGGGCCUCUGGCAGUACCCGCGUUACUGGAACUUUAGAGUGGCGGCCGGGGCCCUGCUUCUGCUGGGGCUGGCCAUUACGGGAUCAGUCUUUGCGUAUAGAAAGGUGCGCGCGCCCCGGCCCCCCGACCCCACACAGUUGCAGCAGGCGCAGGGCUUUUUCAUGGAGAGCAUUUUGCCAGAGCCGACCAACCUGAACUUCAAGGAACUCAAGCGGGAGGAGUGGAAGCGGGUGUACCCACAGGGCUAUGAGGCCCAGCGGUACCAGGUGUUGCCAGACGGCAGUUUGGAGCAGGUCAUGACUGGCUACAUGGAAGGGGACGAGGCGGACCGGUUUCUGGAGGAGCAGCGGCGCGGUGCACAGGAGCUGCAGGAGAGCUUGUCAGAGCAGGAGAGGGCGCUGACGUCAGCAGAGGACAUUGGUAUUCGGGACAUCACAGACGAGUACGUGGACGAAGUACUGAAUAAUGUGGCGCUGGGGCCUGUCGAAAAGCGGGAGUUUGUCGAUGGCGCAGUCCCGCUGUCCGAGGCCCUCGUGGAGCGAACCAAGGAGCUGCAGAGGUUGCUGGUUGAAGAGGCAACCGACAAAGUGCCCGGGUUUCGGGAAGACUCGGAAGAGUUGCGGGUGAUUCUUAAGGAGGGCAAGGCCGUGACGCUUCAGGGGCGGACGAAUGUACAGCUGUACCGGGCGGGGAAGACGGUCAUAUUGCGGCAUCCAGACCUGGAAGAGACCGUCAUUUGGAACUCCCCCGAGGAGGCGGCCGUGCGGCUGGCCCGGCGCAAGGGCUGGGAGUUGGUGCUCAAUAUGGAGGCCCUGUCGGCAGCUGCCAAGGACCAGAUUGAAUGGGCGCAGAGCAAUGCGAAUGCGCUGCUGGCGAGAAUGGAGGACUUGCAGGGGCAGGAGGAUCCGCAGGGGGUGUUUGGACAGCUGGCGAAGCGACGAGACGAGCAGAUGGAGGAGGUCAGGCGAGAAACCGCGGACAGGGUGCGAGAGUUGGAGGCGAGACGGAGGGAAGCCUCGGAGGCUGAGAGCAGUGGCCAAUCGGAAGCAGACGUCCAAGCGGAGAUCGCGGCGUUUCGCGCUUCAGAGACGGUUCGAUUAGAGGAGGCGCGCGGGGAGCACGCGGAGCUGGUGCGGUUAGCGCGGGAGGCACUGGAAGAAACGGUUGAGCAGAGAACUAGAGAAGCGGAAGCGUCGCAUGCGGCGGCAGUAAUUCUGAGGGAGAAAGCGGUGGCAGAUAUCGAGGCGAUGGGGCACCAGCUGCGGGUGCUGGGGCGCAAAACACAGCAGAUGGUGGAGAGGCUGCGGGAGGGGCGGGCCAACGAGGGCGGCUGGCAGGAGAAGAUGCGCAGGUGGGGCGUGCUGUUUGCGCGGGACCGUGUGACGGACGUGCUGUCCAACAUGGCGCACCAGCACGUGAUCAUCGUGCGGCAGGAGGAGAUGGAGCGGCAAGCGCAGCAGAAUUUGGCAGCGCACCAAGAGGAACGGGAACGCAGGAUCGAGGACGUGGACGAGUACGCUACAGAAAUCCGUGCCAACUGGUACAAGUACCGGCCGCGCAUGUCGUACGUGGGGUUCCGGACGCGGGUCGCGGAGGGUGAGGUGGACAAAGUGGUGAUCAUGGACAAUAUGUCGAAAGCGUACAUCAAGAUGAAGGAGGGCUUCCCCGACGAGUACGUCGUGGACCUGCCGAUGGACCCGUAUCUGCCCCAGUUCUUGGACGCCUACUCGGACCUGGCGGUGCAUUACUCCAGCUUCGACCUGCUGAGCAACACGCUGAAGAAGGCCCUGUUCAUCGGGCGCUGCAUGCUGGCCAUCCUCGUCUUUUACGGCUGCGUCAAAACGGCGCCCCUAGUGCUGGGAUCCGCUCCGGGCCAGGCGCGCCUCAAUUUCCGCCAAAUCGGCCAACGGAACCGGACCUGGGUCAUGGGUCGGAUGGCCAGCAAAGUGAAAGACUCGCGGUUGUGGAACUAUUUGCCGACGGCGCGGUGGGCGUCCAUGUACCCGUGGGUGAAACGGUUCCAGCGCGGGGACGACUUAUAUGAGGGCUACAAUUACCAUCCCAAGAAGGAGGCCGACAAAGACUACCUCGGCCAGGACGUCACACUGCAGCAGGUUGCAGGUAUGGAGGGCGCGCUUCUGGUGCUGAACGAGCUCAUCGAGAUGUACGAGAACUACGCGCACUUUGUGCAAAAGGGCAUCAAGCUCCCCAAGGGCCUCCUAAUCAGCGGUCCCCCCGGCACCGGCAAAACUCUGCUGAUGCGCGCGCUCUCCAACGAGUGCUCCCUCCCCUUCUUCUUCUGUUCCGGCGCCGAGUUCUUCAGCGAAGAGGGCCCACGUCGUGUCUACGACUUCUUCCAUGGGGCCCGCGUUGUGGGCCCGAGCGUUAUCUUCAUCGACGAGAUCGAUGCGCUGGCCGGCGGCAAGAACGUCCCGGGGGGAGUGCCCAGGAUGGCGGAACCUGCGCUGAUGCAGCUUUAUGCUGAGCUGAACCCGCUCGAGAAGUUCAACCCGUACAAUACGGCGUUGGAAGACUCGCGGCACAACCAGGUACUGGUAAUCAUGGCAACCAACCGGCCAGAGUCGCUGGACCCCAAACUGCGCCGACCGGGCUACACCGACCGGGAGCUCGUUAUCGGACUGCCCGGGCCGGACACCCGAUUGGACAUCUUCAACAUUCACCGGGGGACCACCAAGUUUUCGCCCGACGUCGACCCGUCUGCUUUCUCCUGGCGGCUCUCUGGCAUGGCUGGCGGGGAUAUCCGUGCCCUCAUCCGAGACGCGCAGUCAGUAGCGAUUGAGAAGGGGCGGCUUGUGGUGAUGCAAGAGGACUUCUUGGAUCUGCUGGGGGUCAGCCCCGGCUCGCCCAUCGACCCGACGUACACCACGAACACGUGGGAAGAGUUCUGGAACGAUGAGACGAGUCCCCGGGACAUCAACUGGAACUACGUGGUGCGGAAGACGGUCAUUCUGAUGCUCUGGUACCUCUUCCCCAGCCGGCCUUGGGAGGCCAUGGAGAUCAACUAUAAUCGCAUCAGUGGCGAAGUGAAGUGGGACUACGAUGCAGUGGAAGAGUUGGUAAUCGAGGGGCCGACCGUGGGGCACAGGUUGAUGGACCUCGUCAGCAUAAGCGGGCCGAAGCUGGUCGAGAAGAUCCUGUUCGGAGAAACGUCCUCGUGGUGUUUAGGGUACACCCGCGAGAUCUGUGAGCAAGCGCGCGUGCUGGUGUAUCACGGGUGGAGCCCCCGCACGAAGCUGCUGCCGUUCGGUGUGACUCCCGUGGACCCCAAGAUGGACCAGGAGUUCCCGGUGGACAUCGCCGACUACUUCCCCGACCGCGGGAGCACGCACCGCGACAAGCAUUGGACGAUGCGCUGGAUUGAGCCGUACCGCAUCCGGCCCGCGCGACAUGGGGUGGAGAUCUCCGGGCUUUUCCAGCAGGAGAUUGACAGGUGCAUCUUUGAGGCGGAGCAGAUGGCGGAGGAGGGCAUUCUCAGAAACAUGCGCUCGCUGUACGACAUCACCGAGAAGCUGCUCAAGGACAAGUACAUGACCGCUGCGGACAUCAUCGAGAUCCUGGAUCACAACCAGGCCCAGAUGUUCCCCGACAUUGGCGGCUCCCCAGAUUACAAAGACCUGGCGGAUCCGACCCUUCUGAAUCCUCUCAUGGACCCCGAAAAGGCCGGUCUGUACCCGCCGUUGUGCAUCUUCCCUGCCCCCCUCCACCGGUGCCCCCAGGACAUCGACGAUCUGCCCGAAACCCCCGAGCACCUACGGCCCAACUCCGCGGAAGAGAAGGCGCGCGAAGUGCUCGGGGAGCCCACUUACGCCGCUCCCCGACGAGCGUGGUAGCAUUUUUGACAGACAUGGAACACGAGUCGGAAGAGGUUACAUUCAUAGUAUCUCGCUUAUUCAGGCAUGCCGCCAGUUCGGCGAGUAUGAAGGUGUACUCAGCCCCUAGCUUGCAUGAGUUAAUGGUCCUCGGGGACCUGAUGAUCGAAGAUAAUUGUUGCACGUGGUCGCCUACGGUUUCAGAUUGUGCUAAGGACGCCAUGAAGUUGCUACUGGAAGAGCCGCCGAGCGGCCCAGGUUGCUUCGUUAACCGAGGCCUCUUUUAUCUGGCAGAAGGAAAACUGCAUUAUCAAGCUAGGUGUUUCAAGCAAUGUGCAUGCUUGUCGUACCGUGUCAUAAAGUAACAGUAUAGCUCGGCCCAUGUGGCAACUUGUUACUUGCGCAUCUCACGCACGUGC
Molecule: messenger RNA, 5123 nt
Organism: Klebsormidium nitens
Lineage: Eukaryota; Viridiplantae; Streptophyta; Klebsormidiophyceae; Klebsormidiales; Klebsormidiaceae
Source: the annotation of a GenBank genome assembly